AUUGAUAAGUAAUCAACACCUAACGACACUGCAAAAUCUUACGUACAAUCUAAGUCUCACACAAAUCCGAUUUAUUCAUUUAAUUAAGGAAUCAAAGAAUCAUUCCUUUACCUUUGAUCUUUACUUACUUCGCCUUUCAUUUCAAUUCAAGUAUUACUAAUCUGCAAGCCAAAGCAAAAAGCACAGAGACACAACCCCCCAAAAAAUAUUCAAUAAAUAUUCGUGAUCCCAUAGUUUUGAAUGUUAAUUGAUUAUAAAAUUCAUUUAAUCCCAAAGUUUGGAUUAUGAUAUUUGAAUUGGAAGGAAAUUUUCUGGUUGGUCACCCAAUUUUCCUUAGGCGUUACUCGCAAAUUUGAGUGGGGGGUGUAUUAGUAUAUAUAGUUAAUGCAUGAAGAGAUUCUUCACAAGCUGUGUCUCAAAGUUUCACUCCCACUCGAAACAUAAGAAAUCUCACUCUCACUCUCAGGUGUUGAAAUUCUUGUUAGACUGAACAAUACUUGUGCCGGUGUUGGAUACCGAACAAGCCUUCAAUAUGAAGUGUUGAUGCUAAAUAGAUGUUAAACACACACGUAGAACACAUCACAAAUAAUGGCAGGAAACAUCUCUGGUCCAAGUGUGAGCAAUGCUGCUAAUAUUUUGCUGAAUCAUGACUUCUCAAAUGACCUGAACUCUUGGCAUCUCAAUUGCUGCAAUGGCUAUGUAAUUUCGUCCAAAGCAGGUGGUCAAGGUGUAAAUUUGAUGGAUUCGGAUUGUAAUUAUGCUGUUAUCACCGACCGAAACGAAGGCUGGCAAGGUCUUGAGCAAGAUAUCACAGACAGAAUUUCCAUUGGUUCUGCUUACACGGUUUCGGCUUUUGUUGGAGUAUCCGGCCUUUCUCAGGAAUCUGUUGAUGUGAAAGCUACACUGAAACUAGAAUAUCAUGAUUCAGCUACAAAUUAUUUGUUCAUUGGAAGAUCUUCUGUUAUGAAGGGUAGCUGGGAAAAGUUAGAAGGAACAUUUUCACUGUCCACUAAACCCGAUCGGGUUGUAUUUUAUUUGGAAGGACCUGCUCCUGGAAUUGACUUGCUUAUAAGAUCAGUAGAGAUCAACUGUUCCAUUCCAAAUGACAAUAAGUUCAUAAGUACAGAAGCAUGUGUUUCUACUGGAGAUGAAAGCAUCAUAAUAAACCCACAAUUUGAGGAUGGCCUGAAUAAUUGGUCUGGAAGGAGCUGCAAGAUUGUGUUGCAUGAUUCCAUGGCAGAUGGUAAAAUUGUUCCAAAGUCUGGGAAAUAUUUUGCAUGCGCAACAGAACGAACACAGUUCUGGAAUGGAAUUCAGCAGGAGAUAACUGGACGUGUGCAGCGCAAGUUGGCCUAUGAGAUCACUGCUUUAGUUCGAAUAUAUGGCAACAAUGUCACUAAUGCCGAUGUACGAGCUACUUUGUGGGUUCAAACACCAGACCUCCGAGAGCAGUAUAUAGGCAUUGCAAAUGUGCAGGCAACCGAUACAGAUUGGGUGACGCUGCAGGGAAAAUUCCUUCUAAAUGGUCCCACAUCCAAAGCGGUCCUUUAUUUAGAGGGACCUCCUUCUGGCACCGACAUUCUUGUUAAUACUUUGGUUGUAAAGCAUGCUGCUAAAACACCUCCUUCAACACCACCAGCUGCACAGAAUGUUGCUUUUGGAGUUAAUAUAAUUGAGAACAGCAAUCUUUCUGAUGACACAAAAGGCUGGUUUACCCUUGGUAAUUGCCCUUUAACUGUUAAAACCGGUUCUCCUCAUAUACUUCCACCAAUGGCAAGAGAAUCUCUUGGACCUCACGGAAUCCUAAGUGGCCGCUACAUACUUGUAACUAAUAGGACUCAAACUUGGAUGGGUCCUGCUCAGGUGAUCACCGAGAAAUUAAAGCUAUUUUUGACUUAUCAAGUAUCUGCUUGGGUCCGGAUUGGUUCCAGUUCAAAUGGACCACAGAAUGUGAAUGUUGCCCUUGGUGCUGACAAUCAGUGGAUCAAUGGAGGACAAACCGAGGUUUCGGAUGAUAGAUGGCAUGAAAUUGGUGGAUCCUUUAGAAUUGAAAAGCAGCCAACAAAGAUUAUGGUUUAUAUCCAAGGUCCAGCUUCUGGUGUAGACUUAAUGGUUGCCGGACUUCAAAUUUUCCCUGUUGAUAGACAUGCAAGAUUUAGAUAUUUAAAGAUGCAGACAGACAAGAUUCGGAAGCGCGAUGUUGUCCUGAAAUUUGCCGGACUAGACUCUAGCAGCUACCUUAACACCAUGGUGCAAGUUAGACAAACACAAAACAAUUUCCCGAUUGGAACAUGCAUCAGCAGAUCAAACAUCGACAAUGAAGAUUUUGUCAACUUCCUUGUGAAACACUUCAACUGGGCUGUGUUUGCAAAUGAGUUGAAGUGGUAUUGGACUGAGCCACAACAAGGGAAUUUGAAUUACAAAGACGCUGAUGAUCUUUUAACCUUGUGUCAGAAGUACAAGAUCCAAACUCGUGGACACUGCAUCUUUUGGGAAGUGGAUGGAACCGUUCAACAAUGGGUCAAGUCGCUGAAUAAAAACGAUCUGAUGACGGCCGUUCAAAACCGCUUAACCAGUCUUCUAACUCGCUACAAAGGUAAGUUUAGUCACUAUGAUGUUAACAAUGAAAUGCUGCAUGGUUCAUUUUACCAAGAUAGAUUAGGCAAAGAUAUAAGGGCAAACAUGUUCAAGACUGCAAACCAACUAGAUCUGUCCGCUACAUUGUUUGUGAAUGAUUAUCAUAUUGAAGAUGGAUGUGAUACAAGAUCGUGUCCAAAUAAAUACAUUGAACACAUUCUUGAUUUGCAAGAACAAGGUGCACCUGUUGGUGGAAUUGGAAUUCAAGGACACAUAGAUAGUCCAGUUGGGCCUGUUGUUUGUUCUUCACUUGAUAAAUUAGGUAUUCUUGGUUUACCGAUAUGGUUUACAGAACUUGAUGUGUCUUCUAUGAAUGAAUAUGUGAGAGGUGAUGAUCUUGAAGUUAUGCUUAGGGAAGCCAUGGCUCACCCUGCUGUUGAAGGGAUAAUGUUGUGGGGAUUCUGGGAGUUGUUUAUGAGUAGGGAUAAUGCACAUUUGGUGAAUGCAGAAGGUGAUAUUAAUGAAGCUGGAAAAAGGUUUCUAGCUUUGAAACAAGAGUGGCUAUCUCAUAGUCAUGGUCAUGUUAAUGAACAAGGUCAAUUCAACUUUAGAGGAUUUUAUGGAACAUAUAAUGUGGAAAUUGUGACACCAUCAAAGAAAAUUUCUAAGACAUUUGUGCUUGAUAAAGGUGAUUCCCCAAUGGAGGUGUCAAUUGAUUUAUAAGCAAAGUAUAUUGCUAUGAAUUAAUGCCUGUCUUUUUAUUUUCUUUCUUAUCAUUGGGUUUGAUGAAACACAAUGAUGUAAAUUGUAAUGUUGUCUCUAAUGUGUACUGCCACCUUGGCAAAUAAAUAAAAUGGUUUUACCUCUUGGUUAUUCUAAUUUGUGUUGUAA
Messenger RNA from Medicago truncatula (barrel medic), 3468 nucleotides. RefSeq names its product endo-1,4-beta-xylanase 1. The record is from RefSeq and is a predicted model, not a curated record. Gene Ontology annotation, molecular function: hydrolase activity, hydrolyzing O-glycosyl compounds. The transcript is spliced from 8 exons. NCBI's taxonomy places the organism in Eukaryota, Viridiplantae, Streptophyta, Magnoliopsida, Fabales, Fabaceae. The coding region runs from base 589 to 3300 and encodes 903 amino acids. Gene Ontology annotation, biological process: carbohydrate metabolic process.